AUGGAAGUAAGUGGGAUCUUCUCCAUGGAAUUGGUAAAGGCAAUGGCAUCAUUCAUGUUAGAGGGGACUUCUCUGGAAGCUCCGUUUGUAAGCAAUGCAUUCACUGCAACUUACGGAAGUGAUGGAAAUAGUCUUGAACUUGGCAAGAGGAAAGAUCCUGAACCGCCGCAUCUAAGCUUUUCAAGCAUAGUUUCUCUGACUGAUAAUUUUUCUUUCGCCAGUAAGAUUGGGAAGGGUGGUUUUGGUCCUGUAUACACGACAGAAGCAUACUUUCUUGAUGUAACUGUAAUUAUAAUUGCAUAUGCUAGUGCAGAUACUAACAAGCGUUUGCAGCUAGACUGGGGAAGACGUUUGCACAUCAUUGAAGGAAUCGCUCAAGGUCUCCUUUAUCUUCACAAGUAUUCUAGAUUUAAAGUCAUCCAUAGAGAUCUAAAGACAAGCAACAUAUUGUUGGACAGCCAUUUUAACCCCAAAAUAUCAGAUUUUGGCAUGGCAAGAAUUUUUGACGAGACUAGUCAAACUAAAACGAAAAGGGUUGUUGGCACUUAG
Molecule: messenger RNA, 549 nt
Organism: Coffea arabica (coffee)
Lineage: Eukaryota; Viridiplantae; Streptophyta; Magnoliopsida; Gentianales; Rubiaceae
Source: RefSeq, a predicted model, not a curated record